Molecule: messenger RNA, 1973 nt
Organism: Phymastichus coffea
Lineage: Eukaryota; Metazoa; Arthropoda; Insecta; Hymenoptera; Eulophidae
Product: protein unc-79 homolog
Exons: 9
Coding region: 28-1803 (591 amino acids)
Molecular function (GO): protein binding
Source: RefSeq, a predicted model, not a curated record
GUAGCUAAAGUUGGUGUCACAAAAAUUAUGAAGAAGUAUUCGAUCAUAAAAGAUGAGGAAGGUGAGAUACGAGUAGUACCAAGCAAUUGGUUGACCGACGAUAAAGAAUCUGUUUAUUGGCCUCCAUACAAGGACUCAGCACGAGUUAAAUCUGCUGCCAUAAACUUGGAGUCAAGAAAUUCCGAUUGGGAACUUUACUCUUGUACUUUUAUCAAGUCAAACGACGAUUAUGUUGAUGCUCAAAAGGAAGCUCGAUUUCCAAAUCUUGACGAUUUAACUGAUGCUAGUGAUGAGGAAAGACUUAAAGCAACUAGAGCGGCUAGAAAUAAAAUAACAGCUUCACCUUCCAAAUUUAUAUCAUCAUUUACAAAAGUUAAACCACCUAAGACAUGGGAAACUAAUAAUUCAGUUGACGGCAGCAAGAGCACAGAAGGAAUAUCUCCUAAGAAAGUCCUCCUUGCUAAAAAUUCAGUGAAAAAUGCGCCCCUUCUGAAAUCUUUACAAGUAGAUUUACAAAGAACCAUCUCGCCGGCUCAAAAAAGCCUGUUCCCAAGAUCAGAAUUUUUAACAGGUGGACCCUCUGGUAAUUCCGUAGUGAAUGAUUCAAGUCAAGAAGAAGAAGAUGGAUCAAAUAACGAAGUGGAGCUGGAAAUUACACUCCCUAUGAUCUUCGAAAUGCAAAAGACAAUGGUAACAAAACUCAACUCCUUGGGCAUCAAAGUAGAUAAUCUGUCAAAAAAAUUACAACGCUGUCAAAAUAUACGCGUUGCAGACAAAGAAAUUGUGGCUUCUCAAGAUAUGAUUGAAAGCAUGUCUAAAAUAUUUCCAAUGACUGAUGAGAUUCCAGAAAGGAGUAUGGAUGGCGUGAACGAAAAAAUACGCACUGACCCAACUUUCAGAAAAGAAUUGAGCUAUACCUUUGGAUUACAAGAUGGCUUCAAUGGAGAUACUUUAUGUGGCUUGUUGAAGAGUGGUCUAGCACAAUUUUUAGCACUCGAAAUAACGAAAGGAAAUCAUCGUGAAAAUCGUGCAAUAGUCCGAUAUUUACCAUGGCUGUUUUCACCUCCAUCAACUGUUAUUCAAGGGUCUCGAGAAUUUACAGACUGCGUGAAUCAUAUCAGAUUAUUAUCUUGGCUACUGCUUGGAUCUUUGGCACAUUCUUUAGCUAUUACCGGAAAUAAAGUGAUCCAAUUAAAUGGAUCGCCUAUUCCUGCAUCACAACCAAUCCCACAAGAAGCUUCAUGCUAUGUUGCAGAUCAUAUUCAAGUUAUUUUUUCUGCUUUUCCUGAUCAUUACAAGUCAUCAAUACAUAAUAUGUCAUCAAUAUUCUAUGCGUUCAAUGUUUGUCAGCUCUGGACUCUAUAUUUAGAAGAAUAUUCAAAAAGAAGUAAUCCGGACAGUGAAUUCCAUAAUGUUACAAUGAACAUCUUAUUAGAAUUUUGGGGAAAAAUUACACCAUAUAUUUUACAGCUUGUCUUGCAUUCCAAAAUGGUUGCAGAUAUUGUCAAUCUACAUUUCUCAAAUAUGUUGGAGGUAUUCUUAGAUUGUGGCUGCCUUAUUUUCCAUAAGUUAUUACCAAUAUGGAAUCUAGUUCUCUCUUCACCAAAUGUUCAGCUCUCUGGACAUUUAUUUAUUCGACUUCAGAGUUAUCGAAACACACCAUUAUUAAUAAGAGAUGAACGAGAAAAUGUUCAAGACAGUAGAAAUAUCUUUCAUUUGUCGCAGUGGCUAAAUAGACUACAAUUCAAAAUGGGACAAAUAGAGAUUCAGUCCUCUAACAUGACUCAAUUCUAUUCUUUUUAGAAAUUUAGAAAUAAACAGAUCUAACUUAAAUAAAAUAUUCAAGUAUUACUUGUCUUUAUAACAUAAUAUUUUAUUCAUAUUUGUUAAUCGAUUAACACCUCAUAUAUGAAUUCACGCGAUCGUAUAUACAAGAUGUCUUAUUUUAACUUGUACAGUAGGGUAAUUCAAAA